Messenger RNA from Solanum tuberosum (potato), 1011 nucleotides. Its product is annotated as pectinesterase/pectinesterase inhibitor PPE8B-like. Lineage: Eukaryota; Viridiplantae; Streptophyta; Magnoliopsida; Solanales; Solanaceae. The coding region runs from base 1 to 1011 and encodes 336 amino acids. Gene Ontology annotation, molecular function: pectinesterase activity. The transcript is spliced from 2 exons. The record is from RefSeq and is a predicted model, not a curated record. Gene Ontology annotation, biological process: cell wall modification.
AUGGCGUUCUUUGUUGCUACAACUAUAGUGGUAUGUUGUCAAAACCAACUGAUUAUAGAAACACCUUAUAAUGCGGUCGUUUCUCAAGAUGGGACCGGGAAUUUCAACACAAUUGCUGGAGCAAUAUUGGCGGCCCCUGAUCACAGUGUCAAGCCAUUCUUCAUAAAAAUCAAGAGAGGCACGUAUCAGGAAUAUAUUAGAGUUGAUAAAAAGAAGACUAAUAUUGUCCUGGUCGGAGAAGGGAUGGAUGCUACGAUAAUAACGGGUAAUAGAAGUUUUGUCGACGGCAACCGAACCUAUGAUACUGCAACCGUUGGGGUUCUUGGUGAUGGCUUCUUAGCCCAAGACAUAACCUUUAGGAAUAAUGCCGGACCCAUAAAGCAUCAAGCAGUGGCAUUAAGAGUUGAAGCAGAUUCGGUGUGCUUUUAUAAAUGUCGAUUCGACGGGUAUCAAGACACUUUGUACGUGAAAAAGAAACGCCAAUUCUAUCGAGAUUGUGAAAUAUAUGGCACGAUAGAUUUCAUAUGUGGUGACGCGACGACGCUGUUCCAAAACUGUUUGAUUGAAGCACGCACUCCAAUGGCGAGACAGUAUAACACAGUCUCAGCCCAGGGGAGAGAGUUUGAGGACGUUGCAAGUGGAAUAGUGCUUCAAAAUUGCACUAUAAAGGCUACCCGCGAUUUGGAGAAAUCGAACAAUGUCAAGACAUAUUUAGGUCGGCCAUGGGGUAUAUUAUCUAGGACUGUGAUAAUGGAAAGUUAUAUCGAUAACUUGAUAGAUCCUAGAGGAUGGGUUGAAUGGAUUGAAUCGACAAAUAAAUCCGUUGUUAGCCGUCGACCAUAUUAUUUGGAGUACAAGAAUAGAGGACCAGGUGCUGUCACGAAGGGACGUGUGACAUGGGCAUCAGUCACUACGGAUCCAGAUAUUGCAUCAAACUUUACGGUUAGGCAGUUUAUAAAAGGUGACGAGUGGAUUCCCGCAAACAUUCCCCGUUACUUAGAUUUAUCUUGA